Molecule: messenger RNA, 524 nt
Organism: Papilio xuthus (Asian swallowtail)
Lineage: Eukaryota; Metazoa; Arthropoda; Insecta; Lepidoptera; Papilionidae
Gene: CPF
Product: cuticular protein 44-aa motif
Exons: 4
Coding region: 24-482 (152 amino acids)
Source: RefSeq, a predicted model, not a curated record
CGGACUUUCAAGCGUAACUAAAUAUGAUGAUUAAGUUAUUGAUUGUGGUGUGCGCCGUCGCUGCGGCCAAUGCAGGAGGGUUGCUUUCCCCUGUAGGGGUAUACGGUGGUCACUACGGAGCCAUCAAUGCGUGGAAUCCUUACAGCUCAUACCCCGCCCAGCCGGCAAUUGCGUCACAACAUUCUAAUAUAUACAGGUCACCCUUAAACCUGGGCCAGGUAUCAACGUUCUCGAAAGCAGUUGACACUCCAUUCUCAAGUGUUCGCAAGUCAGAUGUAAGAAUAAGCAAUCCUGGAGUAGCAAUUGCGCCGGCUUACCAGGGCAUCGCGGCACCUCUCGUGACACACUACGGCGUCGCAGCACCUUUGGCUGCUCCUGUAGCUAAAGUAGCUGGGGGACUUCUGGGUGUAGCUUACUCCGCGGCUCCAGCAGUUUCCCACAUGAGUUACACAAAUGGCCUUGGCCUUGCCUACUCCUGGUAAAAAGUACAUUAAAUACUAUGUAAAUUUAAUGGAUAUUGUAAU